Messenger RNA from Hyaloscypha bicolor E, 1260 nucleotides. RefSeq names its product glutamate decarboxylase. Gene Ontology annotation, molecular function: pyridoxal phosphate binding; glutamate decarboxylase activity. Bases 1 to 1260 code for a protein of 419 amino acids. Gene Ontology annotation, cellular component: cytosol. Lineage: Eukaryota; Fungi; Ascomycota; Leotiomycetes; Helotiales; Hyaloscyphaceae. Gene Ontology annotation, biological process: L-glutamate catabolic process. The transcript is spliced from 2 exons. The record is from RefSeq and is a predicted model, not a curated record.
AUGACCGAAUCCUUCUCCAAGAACUUCAUCGACUACGAAGAAUACCCCCAAUCCGCCGACAUCCAGAACCGCUGCGUCUCCAUGAUCGGCAGACUCUUCAAUGCCCCCGUCAACGAAGAAGGAGCGGCCGCAGUCGGUACCUCGACUGUCGGAUCCUCGGAGGCAAUCAUGCUGGCUGUGCUGGCCAUGAAGAAGCGCUGGCAGAAUCAGCGUAAGGAUGCUGGCAAGCCAUUCGAUAAGCCGAAUAUCGUUAUGAGCUCCGCCGUCCAGGUCUGCUGGGAGAAGGCAGCGAGGUACUUCGAGGUUGAGGAGAAGUACGUGUUCUGCACACCGGAGAGAUAUAUCAUUGAUCCCGUGGAGACCGUCGAGCUUGUUGACGAGAACACGAUUGGUAUCUGCGUUAUUCUGGGCACCACCUAUACUGGAGAGUAUGAGGAUGCCAAGGCAGUCAAUGACCUGUUGAUCAAGAAGAAUAUUGAUACAGUUAUCCAUAUCGAUGCUGCAUCUGGAGGAUUCGUGGCUCCAUUCGUGGUUCCUGACUUGGAGUGGGAUUUCAGACUUGAGAAGGUGGUCUCAAUCAACACCUCCGGCCACAAGUACGGCCUCGUCUACCCAGGUGUAGGCUGGAUCGUCUGGCGCGCCCCCGAAUACCUCCCCAAAGAACUUGUCUUCAACAUCAACUACUUGGGCGCCGACCAAGCCUCCUUCACCCUCAACUUUUCCAAAGGCGCUUCCCAAGUCAUCGGCCAAUACUACCAAUUGAUCCGCCUCGGAAAGCACGGUUACCGCGCCAUCAUGACGAACCUGACCCGCACCGCGGACUACCUCUCCGACUCCCUCGAGCAGCUCGGCUUCAUCAUCAUGUCCAAGAAGGCCGGCGAAGGUCUGCCCCUCGUAGCCUUCCGCUUCGACCCCAAGUCUGAGAAGCACUACGACGAGUUCGCGCUCGCUCAUCAGCUCCGCGGCCGCUCAUGGGUUGUGCCCGCCUACACGAUGGCUCCUCACACCAAGGACCUCAAGAUGCUGAGAGUUGUGGUGCGCGAGGAUUUCAGCAAGUCAAGAUGCGACCAGUUGCUGUGCGACAUCAAAUUGUGCGUGCAGGUCCUGGAUGAAAUGGACAAGGAGAGCAUCAAGAAGAACCAGGAGUAUAUCCAUGCGCACUCUACGCACUCUGGCAAGUCGAGACAUAAUCACCCGCAUUAUCGGAAGGAGGGCCAUAGUCUGCAGGGCAAGACGGGCAAGACGCAUGCUGUGUGCUAG